AUCUUUCCAUCUUAGGCGGCUAAACCCUUCUACAGCCUCUUUAAACCCUAGAUCAAUAUGUCUCCGCCGUCCACUGCCACAAAAUCUAAAUGAAGCAAACUUUCAAAUUAGCAAACGCAGCCCAAAUCAUGCUGCCAUGCCUGCAUGGAUACUACCCUUCAAUGCUCAAAUCCCCCUUUCCAUUUACCCUCAUCAGUUCCACAUGUAACACUUGUUCCCGGGAACUCUUUGGCCAGACCCACUAUUCUCCGCUACCUGGCAGGAUUCCCAAAAGCAUCCUUGAGUUGUUCAUAGACAAGUUCUCUAACCCAGAGUACUUUUCGAAGGACGAUUUGAUUGCUCAGGUCUCUAAGUUGAGAGACGAGUUGGUGCAGUACGUUGAUCAUUUUGACGGGGCGACUAGUGUUUUAGGACAAAAAGCUAAUUGCCUGAUUAGUGGUUUUGCGGGUGGAAGAGGUUUUCUUGAGCUAUUGAAACAACUGUUUGCUUGGCCUCACCUCGCUCUGGAGGUGUGACCCCAUUUCAUUUUCUCUUCUUUUGUUUAUAUUUUGAUCUAGAAUCCUACUUCUGCUUUUUGCUUCUUUCCUUUAAUUUUGCAUCAUUUUAAUUUGUGAUGUUGUUAGAUUUAUCCUUCUUUGACUAAAGGGUUUUUUUUUUUUUUUUGCCAAUUUAUGAGUACUUGAAUCCCAUUUUCUAUUGUAGAAGACUCUAUCUGAAUCUUAUUUUAUUUUGGAUAAAAUUUGAAUGAAGCAUUUCCUACUAAAUGGCAUUGGUUGAGUUUUUUUGGGGCAUGGAUGGAACCAUUUGAAUUGUAGAUGUACCUGUGCUUUAGGGUUUGGUCUGGGAUUCUGUGGAGUUGAUUACUAAGAAAAUUUCAGUCAUCAU
Rubroshorea leprosula is the source of this 885-nucleotide messenger RNA. The record is from the annotation of a GenBank genome assembly. NCBI's taxonomy places the organism in Eukaryota, Viridiplantae, Streptophyta, Magnoliopsida, Malvales, Dipterocarpaceae.